AUGGCUUUAAAACUCCCUACCCGCAACUUACGGAGUAACCCUCACAUCCUCUUCGUCCGCCUCCCGUACCUCCUCUCGUUCCUUUGCAUUGUCGUCGGCGUUAUCUGGCUUCUCCUCCUGCCCCUGAACGAAUACUCGCGCCGGACGUAUAUUUCGGAGAAUGCGCUGUUGCCCGGUCAAGUGCAUGCAUAUUUCUCGGGUAGUGAGCAGAACAUCUUCCGGGGGUACAAGAAGGAGCUUGGGGGGUUGUUGGUAGGUGGGGCUGGCGGUAACGAUGGUGAGCAUGGAAGCAGAGGGGAGGUGGAAGUGACACCUGAGGUAUCUGAAAAGGUACAAUCGAUCUUACGAGCCGCCGGGUUGAAAGUCGCGACGCAGAACUACGAGUACACGUCUGCUGGAAUCAGACAUCGAGGACAGAAUACCUAUGCGAUUAUCAAUGCGCCGCGCGGUGAUGCUACAGAGGCAAUUGUGUUGGUUGCGGCUUGGAAGACGGUGGAUGGGGAGUUGAAUACCAAUGGGAUUACUCUUGUGUUGACGUUGGCGAGAUACUUUAAGAGAUGGUCCCUCUGGUCCAAGGAUAUUAUCUUCCUAAUUACCCCCGACAGCAAGUCUGGAGCGCAGGCAUGGAUUGAUGCAUACCAUGACAUGCACCCGCCCUCUGUCCAACCAUUGCCAUUGAAGAGUGGAGCAUUGCAAGGUGCCCUGGUGGUGGAGUACCCCUUCGACCACCGCUUCGAGUCCCUACACGUCGUCUACGACGGCGUCAACGGCCAAUUGCCUAACCUCGACCUUUUCAACACAGCCGUCUCCAUCGCCGGCGGACAAAUGGGCAUUGGAGCCGUCCUGCAAGAAAUGUGGGACCACGACGACAGUUACGAAGCCCGACUGGAGACCAUCCUUCGGGGAAUGGUCAAGCAGGGCUUUGGCUACGCAACCGGUGCGCAUAGCAGCUUCAUGCCGUACCAUGUGGAUGCGAUUACUUUGCAGACUAAGGGUGAAGGCUGGCAGGAUGAGAUGGCUCUGGGUCGGACGGUGGAGAGUCUCUGCCGGAGUUUGAAUAACUUGUUGGAACAUCUGCACCAGAGUUUCUUCUUUUAUCUGCUUAUGCAGUCAAAUCGGUUUGUUAGCAUUGGGACGUAUUUACCCAGUGCGAUGUUGAUUGCUGGUAACUUUACUAUUAUGGCGAUUGCUUUGUGGAUGCGUACGGGGUAUUAUGCGGGUUCUUCUUCAUCUACCUGCGCGGGUGCGCCAACUGAAGAGAAGAAAGAGACCACCCAGAAAGGAUCAGAUGCCUGUGGCGUCAUGGAACGACAGCUAGCCCUCCCACUUACAUUCGUCGUUGGCCUCCAUCUCUUGGGCUUACUUCCUCUCUACAUCUUCAACAAUCUCUCCCACCAGUAUUUCUCCUCUGCAGUCUACACCUGCAUCAUCGCAGACAUCGUCCUCCCCCUCACCCUCGCCGCCCUCUUAACUCACCACUCCCCUUCAACCCCUUCUACUCCUGCCAACACAAUCCCCCAACACUGCCUCCUCAUAAAAUCCUUCUCCCUCCUCCUCCUCGGCCUCUUCCUCUCCACCCUCGCGACCCUAAACUUCUCCCUCUCCUUCAUGAUCGGCCUCCUGUGCGCCCCGCUUACGUUCACAAACCGCACUGCCUCCACUCCUGUUUUACGAUACAUUAUCUCGACGAGCGGGUUGGUGAUUCUUAAUGUCCUUUCGCCGCCGGUUGUGCUUGUGGGUGGGUGUUGGUAUGCGGGUGUGAGUGUAGAGAGUGUGCUUACGCAGGCGGCAUUUGGGUGGGAUGUUUGGGGGAUGUGGACGCAGGUUGUUGUUUGGUGUGUUUGGUGGCCGGCUUGGGUGACUGGGUGUGCAUUGUUGGGGUCUUCGAUGUUCUAG
Messenger RNA from Aspergillus chevalieri, 1896 nucleotides. RefSeq names its product GPI-anchor transamidase subunit GAA1 (gene GAA1). The record is from RefSeq and is a predicted model, not a curated record. Gene Ontology annotation, biological process: attachment of GPI anchor to protein. NCBI's taxonomy places the organism in Eukaryota, Fungi, Ascomycota, Eurotiomycetes, Eurotiales, Aspergillaceae. The transcript is spliced from 5 exons. The coding region runs from base 1 to 1896 and encodes 631 amino acids. Gene Ontology annotation, cellular component: GPI-anchor transamidase complex; membrane.